GCGCUUUUGAGUCAGGACAUCAGAUCCACGUGAAAGCAUUCAGGAAGUAGAGUCGGAAGCGCUUACAUCGUUUUUUAGACAUUACCCGCACGUGUGGCGUUUUAGGAUUUUAAUCACUGAUUAAUUUAUUUAAAAUUCAAUAACAAACAAUUGUGCAACUAAUGUUUGAAACAGAAAAUAGUGUAUUAAAAAACCUACAUUUCUAGCAACUUUGAACUAGAAAAACGUGGUGCAACAAUCUUUUGUGAAAGUGCUUUUCAAAGUGCCAAGAAGUUCUAACGUCAAAAAGGUGAAUUCUACGAAAGGGAAACUGAUUUCAUCUGAAUUAUAUGAUUUAACUUACAAUUUAUAUCUGAAUUAGAAGUUAUCUAUAUGGAAUUCAAAAAAAUUGUAUCUGACCUUAACAGAAUUUAAGGCUAAAGUUCCCAAGGAUGGAACCUUAUCAAACUUGUGACUCACCGGAGUGCUAAUUGUCCACAAUAUUCUCAUCCGUGAAAAAUAUGGAGUCUUCAAUGGCGAAACAUCGCUCGAAACAAUCCACGUUCCCAUACUCAAAGAACACUCUGGGUUGAAAAAUCUCUCAACCACCGGCAAAACGAUGAUAGGCUCAAACUCAAAUUAGAUAGGGGACACGAGCCUUCCCCUAGGCACUAGUGUCCCCAAAUUGAGAAUGAAGUUGAUGCCCAUGCACUACCUCAUUGCUGGGAACAUCUCCGAGAUGCUACCCCAUUGCGACAACAUCACUGAGUUUACACAACACUGGGAUUCACUUAAUGAGAUUGGCUUCGGAUAUGAUCUAUCACCCAAUGUAACUUGUCUGGAACAUGCACCAAAUCUUACCAACAGUGCCUAUUUCAAGGCCAUAGUGCUUGCUAUAAUGACUGUCUUGAGUCUGAUCGCCAACGCUGCAACGAUCUACUCCAUAGCAAAGAACAGACGCAAAAGGCAAAGCUGUUCAGCCAUCUACACCUUAAUCUUGCAUCUGUCUAUAGCAGAUUUGCUGGUGACUAUCUUCUGCAUUGGUGGAGAAUCAAUUUGGAGCUACGCUGUGUCUUGGAUCUGGGGAAAUGUGGCGUGCAAGGUUUUCAAGUUCUUGCAAAUGUUCAGUCUCUAUCUAAGUACAUUUAUCCUGGUGCUAAUCGGAGUGGAUCGAUUCGUUGCAGUCCGCUAUCCCAUGAAGAGUUUAAACACUGCUCAAAGGUGCAAACGUCUAGUGAUUCUCAUCUGGAUCCUUUCGAUUAUCCUCAGCAUUCCACAGUUUGUAAUCUUCCACGAAGCACAAGGGCCUUUCAUAGAAGAAUUCACCCAAUGCGUGACUCAUGGCUUUUACACCGAAAAAUGGCAAGAACAACUCUAUACAACCCUCAGUCUCGUGUUUAUGUUCGUCCUGCCUUUGGUUAUACUGAUCACAACGUAUGUCUCCACUGUGAUUACAAUUUCCCGCAGUGAAAAAGUCUUUAGGACAGAACUGGCCAAUAGCUAUUCGAAUCAUGUUGCGGGAGACAUAAAUAGGAGAAGACUAAUGCACCGAGCCAAAACGAAGUCACUCAGGAUCAGCGUCGUUAUAGUCGCAGCGUUUGUCAUCUGGUGGACUCCUUAUUAUUCCAUGAUGAUUAUAUUUAUGUUCCUGAAUCCUGAUAAACACUUGAGUGAAGACAUGCAGACAGGAAUCUUCUUCUUCGGUAUGAGUAACAGUUUGGUGAAUCCAUUAAUCUACGGAGCAUUUCAUCUAUGGCCCCAAAGACGAUAUCAGCGUAACCAUUACAGAGACGGUUCUACAUUGCAGCACCGAAGCACAGUAACGAAUGCAAGUUUUAUGCUAAAUUCAAGAACCGGCAGCACCCGUCCACUUCGUCAACCGCCUAGAUUAUCCAAUUCGAGCCGUGGCUCAAACCAAGCUGAAGAAACAGUUGUAAUGCAAACGGCUGACGAAUCACGAAACAACAAUGAAAAAUUUCCUGGCGCAUCGACUCGGAUUAUCGUCCGAUACAACUGCUCCAAUAGCAGGGAGGCUGAAAGCAAAUUGUUUAAUGGCCGUGAAUAAUAAAAAAAGUUUUAAUCUAAAGCAAAUUUGAAUUUGCUCUUUUGGACUGAUUGGAAGCAGUACUGCCAAUCUUAUAGCGAUUCUGCCAAAUUUGUUAAAGAUCAGCAUAUUUCAGUUAUGUCAUGGAGCUCGCUUUUUUAUUAUUUACCUCGACAAUUCAACAUCCUGUUUCAUCUAUUCCCGAAUUACAUAAAAUAAGUGUAU
Belonocnema kinseyi is the source of this 2248-nucleotide messenger RNA. It is a transcript of the gene Crzr, whose product is annotated as gonadotropin-releasing hormone receptor. Lineage: Eukaryota; Metazoa; Arthropoda; Insecta; Hymenoptera; Cynipidae. Gene Ontology annotation, molecular function: corazonin receptor activity. The transcript is spliced from 8 exons. The coding region runs from base 671 to 2044 and encodes 457 amino acids. The record is from RefSeq and is a predicted model, not a curated record. Gene Ontology annotation, cellular component: membrane. Gene Ontology annotation, biological process: neuropeptide signaling pathway.